AUGACUGGGGUGGAUGAGAUAUUAAAUUAUAAAAGAAAUCCCGAGGACGACUAUUACGCUUUGCUUGGAUGCGACGAAAAUUCCUCGGUUGAGCAGAUAACUGCAGAGUACAAGUUGUUGGCUCUGCAGCACCAUCCUGAUAAGAAUGAUGGUGAUAAAGAUGCUGAAGCUAAGUUUCAACAACUAAAGGAAGCCAAAGAGACUCUUUGUGAUCCAGCUAAAAGGGCUCUUUAUGACAAGUGGAGGCAGAGUGGAAUAGCCAUGGGCUACAAGCAAUGGCUCGGUAUGAAAGAACAUGUACAGCAAUCUAUGCAUUGGUCCAAACCUAAUACUAAAGACCGUAUGUUAGAGGGUGAUUUUGGCCGUUCGUCUGGACCUUCCAGCUUGGGUCCUAGUAAUGCAGCUGCUCGUAGAGCUUCUGAAGGUGGAGCUGCUCUUUGGGGACGCUGGGGUGGUGGUAACCAAGAGCCACCAUCUGAAGUGAUUUCAAAAUUCCGUAAUUACGAAAUUUAA
Parnassius apollo (apollo) is the source of this 513-nucleotide messenger RNA. The record is from the annotation of a GenBank genome assembly. Lineage: Eukaryota; Metazoa; Arthropoda; Insecta; Lepidoptera; Papilionidae.